Labrus mixtus (cuckoo wrasse) is the source of this 1664-nucleotide messenger RNA. RefSeq lists its product as uncharacterized. The coding region runs from base 131 to 1060 and encodes 309 amino acids. The transcript is spliced from 6 exons. NCBI's taxonomy places the organism in Eukaryota, Metazoa, Chordata, Actinopteri, Labriformes, Labridae. Gene Ontology annotation, molecular function: dioxygenase activity. The record is from RefSeq and is a predicted model, not a curated record.
GAAAAGUCACGUGUCUGUCAACAUACAGAGGUCGCCUUCGUUAAAAGCAGGAUUUUAUCAGUCAAAUGCUGUGCUGCUAUUUUAGACGCGCAGAUUGGAAAUAUUGGUCUGAGUUCUUCAGUCUCCUAAAAUGAACAUUCAUGUAGUGGACUUCGGUGCGCUCAGCAUUAAUCAGCCAGAUGUGUCUGGCGAGAGCUUGCACAUCUUGAGCAAGCAGCUGAAAACAGCUUUUACAGAAGUUGGUUUUGUUCUUCUAACGAACACUGGGAUCAGUCAUGAAGAGGUGGAUCGAGUUAUGGACAUUUCAAAGAAAUUCUUCCUGCAGCCAGAUGAACUGAAGCAACCCUUCAGCAGGAACAGCUUUGCUGAAAUCCCAAACCACGGAUGGGUGUCUCUGGAGACAGAGAGAUUAAAUCAACGUCGACCUGGAGACCUAAAGGAGGCAUUCAACAUUGUUUCUCUUCACCCAGACAUAAGAUGGCCGUCUGGUGCUUUGAAGUCUUUUCAGGAGACCUACACGUCUUUCUACCUGCACUGUAAAGAGCUGGCUGUGCGGGUGCUGAGGGUGAUGGCUCACAGUCUGGAUAUGGACCCGGAGGUGUUCCUCAGUGCACACCGUCAUGUUGGAAGUGAGAACGGCACCACCCUGCGCUCUCUGUACUAUCCACCAGUUAUCAGCGAGGAGGCCAAGAAGGAUCAGCUGCGAUGUGGAGAGCAUUCAGACUACGGCACCAUCACCCUGCUGUUUCAGGGCUCUGAAGGACUGCAGGUUCUUAGUCGGUCAGGUGAAUUCAUCGAUGCUCCUUGCAUCCCCGGAGCAGUCCUCGUCAACGUCGCUGACCUGAUGCAGCGCUGGACCAACGAUCGGUUUGUCUCUGCGCUCCACAGAGUGCUGCUGCCCCCUCCUGGAGACUCCAGCACACGUCAGAGUGCGGCGUUCUUCCUCCAUCCUGACGACGACGCUCUGAUCACCUGCUGCGACGGCUCCAACAAAUACCCUCCUGUCACAGGAGCUGCCUACCUCACGGAACGACUUAACAACUCGUACGGACAAAACUGACUCGAUACGAUAAAAAAAAACUUUUAAUCGAUGCUUUAGCUGCAUUUCAGUUUCUGACACUGUGGUCAUUUCUCAUAUUGCAGAAGGUUCUAACCCCUGUAUAGGCUACUUGCUGACUAAGUAAGUUGUGCUUUUGUUCUGAGAAACCAAAAGUAACACUUCUUCUUUGUUGCGUUGUUGUUUCCGCACCAAGUCAUGAGAGGUCAUGAGCACACCCAAGAUGAACUUUCUAUUUCGACAAUCAUCCAAGGAGCGAAGCAUGAGCUGCUUCCCCCAAACAAGAGCCCCCUUUGGAUGAAGUGAACAUUUUCCAGCCCCCCUCCCACCACCCCAAAACCAUACACAUCAAUACAAUUAAGAUAUAUGGAUAUACACUAAUCACACUGUUUCUAUAUUUUUUGAAUUUAUCUCACACAUUGUUUGCGAAAAGUACAAAACAGCAACUUCAGUGCCUAACAACAAACUAACAGAAACUUUCAAGCAGAUGUGAAAACAUGAAGCUUCAAAAGUUUUAAGAUGUAACAACAGUCAUAGCUUUAAACUGAUUUUUUAAAACCUGGCUCCCUGAAGGUGAAUUACUUUUUAAUAAAAUUAUGAAAAUCUU